CUUUACAACCUCCCUGAUUACUCCGCUCCAAGACAGAGGAUGCGCGAUAGUGGUCAUUUGAUGCCUUGUUAAUUGCUCAAAUGGCCAUGCCUCAGCCGUCUUGGGGCCUCGGUGGCCCCGAGGUGCCGUCUUCGCCGCGAACGAUGCGCACGCUGCGCAAGAUCCAAUCUCAUCAGGUCCUGACAACCUCCAGCGCCCUCAUUGCCCAAACCCAGUCCUCUCACCUCUCAGCCACUCGUGGCACUGAUACUGGAUUGUCCGCAACAUCGGGCUCUACGAUACGUACCCCAGCCCGUCGACCUCGAUCAAACAGUGACGCGGCUGCUCUUGAAGCAUCACUGGUAGCGCCAAUCCCAACACAAAGGCGCCCUGCUCGGAAAACGGGAUCAGGCGUGGGAAUUAAGAGGUCCCUCCUGGAGAAUCUCGUGCGCGAUGGACCGCAAAAUGGGAACACCAAGGAAGCUUUGCAGGAACUGAAAUACCUUGUUCUGUCAACUGGAGUCGACGCGGAUGGAGAUGGCAUGUCCCCAUAUCGAGUCUACCUAUGGCUUAUCCUCCUGAAUGUUGAACCGGUCCCCACCGACGACUACCUUGCCCUUGUCCACCGUGGUGGUUCACCCGCAUACGCGAAGAUUCGCAAUGACACUUUCCGCACCCUCGCAACAGACCCGCUCUUCAAGCGCCGUGUAACCGAAGCCAGUCUCAUCCGGCUACUCAAUGCUGUGGCAUGGAAACUUCAUGACUCCAAAAUCAAGCCUCGAUCCCGACCUUCUUCGUCCAGGCGACUCGAAAUGGAGAUGCUGGUGAACACACCACCCAGCAUUAAAGAAGAACCAGAAUUGGAGGAUCCCGGCUCUGGCCCCAGCAACACCGUUAACGACUCGGCGAUUUAUGUGCAAGGCAUGAACGUCCUCUGCGCACCUUUCUUGUAUUCCGCUCGCAGUGAGGUAGAGGCUUUCGCUCUCUUCCACUACUUUGUCACUAAGGAGUGCCCGGGUUAUAUUCGAGGGGCUAUGGAUGGAGUGCACAGAGGUCUUCGACUAGUUGAUCGGUGCUUGGAAAUUGUGGAGCCCAAGCUUGCAGCUUACCUCUUCUCCAAGGGGAUGUAUGCUGAACUCUAUGCUUUCCCAUCGGUCUUGACGUUAUGUGCAUGUACACCACCAUUGCCAGAAGUGUUGCAUUUGUGGGACUUUCUCUUUGCUUAUGGCCCGCAUCUCAACAUUCUAUGCAUUGUCGCUCAGUUGAUUCGCAUGCGGGACACCCUCUUUGAGAGUCCGAGUCCCAACAAGAUCCUUCGGUCGUUGCCCCCUCUUGACGCCAAGGGUAUUAUCGCCUUGACGGUUCUUUUGGUGCAAAGAAUCCCCGAUGAUCUCUACGCAGAGAUGGUCAAUCACGCAAAGUGACCUGAGAUACGUCUGUUCAUGUUAAUGUCUUUCUUAUCAAUUGCUUUUGUUUCAACUUUUUACGGGCAUGGCGCUUUGGGCAUAUAUUCAUUGUUUGGUUGGAAUGCGCGGCUGGGUCUUGGCAUAUGAAAAUUGCAUUGGAAACGACCAUUCAGAGAUAAAUGAUAGUCUUAUGAAAUGAAUUGAUGAUUCUUCUACUA
This is a messenger RNA of Penicillium subrubescens, 1603 nucleotides long. RefSeq names its product TBC domain-containing protein. NCBI's taxonomy places the organism in Eukaryota, Fungi, Ascomycota, Eurotiomycetes, Eurotiales, Aspergillaceae. The record is from RefSeq and is a predicted model, not a curated record. Gene Ontology annotation, cellular component: mitotic spindle pole body. The transcript is spliced from 3 exons. Gene Ontology annotation, biological process: activation of GTPase activity; negative regulation of septation initiation signaling. The coding region runs from base 81 to 1403 and encodes 440 amino acids. Gene Ontology annotation, molecular function: GTPase activator activity.